Annulohypoxylon maeteangense is the source of this 2482-nucleotide messenger RNA. RefSeq names its product cytochrome P450. The record is from RefSeq and is a predicted model, not a curated record. The coding region runs from base 591 to 2231 and encodes 546 amino acids. NCBI's taxonomy places the organism in Eukaryota, Fungi, Ascomycota, Sordariomycetes, Xylariales, Hypoxylaceae. The transcript has 5 exons. Gene Ontology annotation, molecular function: monooxygenase activity; oxidoreductase activity, acting on paired donors, with incorporation or reduction of molecular oxygen; iron ion binding.
AAAUCACGUAUUAACCGAGCCCCUUUGCUUUUUUUUCUUCAUCUUUCGUAGUGCAGAAGACUAUUUAUGCAUCAUUUUCCCACACCUAUCAUAUACACUUAUAAACCAAUGAGAUAGAAAUUGUCGGUUAUGUGUUGUUCGAGACUCUCCCAAUGAGCUAUAGCGGGCAGAUCUUCAUUGGCCGUUUACCUUCGGACCUAGCUAGCUGGAGACUGGGUCCUGGUCUCGAAGGCUAAUUGUUGUAAGAUCGUUACCAAUAAAAGGAAUAUGCAUAGAAUCCAUGUUCGCAACCAUAAGAGCUGCCAAUGAGGUGAUUGAUUAUUUCCCAAGAAGUUGAGAGCGUUGGUUCGAGGUUACAUCCCAGCACGAAGGUCCGAGAGCCUGCUUCCAUCAUGUCUUCUCGAUUGCGGGGAGAAUCCCCUAUUCUGUUCUAUGGAAGCACAAUUUCGUGGACCGUCCUUAUCCCUUGCAACUCUUGAUGAACAUUCUCCGCUCGGGUCGAGGUACACCCUUUUUAACUAAAGAUUCGCUCGUCACUUGAACAUUGUCAACUUUCUUUUCUCUCGGGUCAGUUUACUUUGUCUAUCGAGAUGGAUUUGAUUCUUUGUGCCGGCGUGACAGCCGUCGAGUCGCUCCUUGCAAAUAAUAUCCCGGGCCAAGAGUCUCGGCCCGUGUCAGGGAAAAUUUCCUUGGCUCUUUUCUUCGCCCAAUACUUCGUGGUCAAGUUUUACCGGAUAUUUCUGUACCACAGAUACUUUUCGCCCCUUCGUCAUCUACCCGGUCCGACGGAUAACCACUUUCUCUUCGGGCAGGCCCUAAAUUUCUUAAAGGCCGAAUCUCCCACGACACUCUAUGUGAAAUGGAUGAGAGAACAUCCUGACGCUCCCUUCAUUCGAUACCUAACCUGGUGUAACACCGAGGUGCUGUUUCCCGUUAACCUUAAUGCCCACCGGGAAGUGCUACAGUUUCAGUGCUAUUCUCUACAGAAGCCGGCUUGGUUUCUUCGCAUCGUCAAAGAGGUCGCCGGCCAUGGACUCAUUCUCAUGGAAGGAGAGGAGCACAAGGCUCACCGGAAGAUGCUUGGCGGCUCAUUCUCCCUAAAAAACAUUCGGAAGCUGGAGCCGAUCUUCCAAGAGAAAGCCCGCGAUCUUUGCAGUUACUUCAACCAGUGCAUCCGUGAGAACGACAACCAAACCGGUACUAUCGAUUGCACCACAACCUUCUCGAAGGCCAUCCUUGAUAUUAUGGGCUCUGCUAUUCUAGGAGUCAAGCUUGACUACGUGAAGCCCGGUGAAGAGAAGGCAGAGCAAAGCAACGAUCUCAAGGCAGGAUGUUCAUUCCAUGAAGCAUACGACAUAUUUUUCUCGCCAAAGGGAAUCGGCAAAGUUUUGCUCUUCGCUAACGGAUUUAUACCCACGCGAUGGCUACCAUUCGAUGCCAACCGUAAGUUUUUAUUCGCAAUGGGCUGGUUGAAUGAUGUUCUCCGCAAUCUCAUUCGCGAACGGACCCGUCAUGUUUCAACCGCAACCGCCGAAGGCAAGUAUGAAUCCAACGACUCUAGAGACCUGGUCACGUUUGUGGUCGAGGAAAGUUUGCCCGGCGGAAUUGCUGAAGGUAUUGGAGAGAACGAAUUUCUUGGUCACCUGCUUGAGUUUAUGGCUGCUGGGCAUGAUACAUCUGCCAAUAUGCUUUCGUGGAGUCUGUAUAUCUUGGCAUUGAACCCUGAUAUUCAAGAUGCACUCCUUGAAGAACUCAAGGGACUACCGGCCGAACCAACAUACAACGACCUAGAGAGGCUCCCUUACCUAGAGGCUUUCUCGAAGGAGGUUUUGCGCAUGUAUUCUCCAUCUACCACCUAUCAUCGCGCAACAAACACCGAUAUUAUUGUCGACGGAGUUCACAUUCCUAGCGGCGUCUUGGUAGAUCUUGCUCCUUCGGUGACUCUUAUGAACCCGAAAAUCUGGGGUGACGACGUAGAUAACUUCGAUCCUACGCGAUGGCAACGCUUGACCGGUGAUCAGCUUUCUCCUUACGCUUUCUCCCCCUUUUCAAACGGUCCACGAAUUUGUAUAGGUCGCGCAUUUGCCAUGUUUGAAAUCAAGACCAUUCUGGCUGAGAUUGUUCGCAAUUUUCGAUUUGUAAGCGUUGAUAACGGCUUCACCAUUGAGAAUCCCGGUUUCACCCUUAGGCCUCAUGGGUUGAGGGUUAGGUUUGAGGAGCUGAAGAAAUGAGAGAGCGAUGAUAUAAGCGGUUGAAGGAGGUGGUUGUAUGGAUACAUUUAAGGUAAUGAGGCCGAGCAGGACUUUGGAAUAACCCGCAAUCGUUAUUAAUGCAUGUCAUAAGGAACCUUGGAAGAUGACCGCUGCUUUUUGUACAAUUCCCUCUUUGCCAAACAUUUUCUAUGUAUCCCAAGCAUGUGCCCCGUCUUGUGGCACAUGUUAGUCCUAAUUCAUAAUAAUAGAUUGCCAUGAUAAUAUUAAAA